Diplodia corticola is the source of this 402-nucleotide messenger RNA. RefSeq names its product biphenyl-diol-dioxygenase. The coding region runs from base 1 to 402 and encodes 133 amino acids. Gene Ontology annotation, molecular function: lactoylglutathione lyase activity; metal ion binding. The transcript is spliced from 2 exons. NCBI's taxonomy places the organism in Eukaryota, Fungi, Ascomycota, Dothideomycetes, Botryosphaeriales, Botryosphaeriaceae. The record is from RefSeq and is a predicted model, not a curated record.
AUGGCUUCUCGGUUUGCAGUGAAGUCUCUUGACCACGUUGUCUUAACCGUGCGCUCGAUACCUGCAACAGUAGACUUCUACACCAAGAUGAUGGGCAUGAAGCAUGAGGUCUUCACGUCAGCCAAGGACCCCGGCGUGGAGCGUCAUGCUCUCAUAUUCGGCAGCCAAAAGAUCAAUUUGCAUCAGAGUGGUCGCGAAUUUGAGCCCAAGGCCCAGGCCGUACAACCGGGUAGCGGAGACCUUUGCUUUCUGACCGAUACCAAGGUUGAGGAGGUUCUGGGGGAUCUCAGAGAUGGGGGCAUCGAGGUUUUGGAGGGCGGCGGGAUCGUUGACAGAAUAGGCGCAGUAGGCAAUCUACGCAGCGUCUACUGUAGAGACCCCGAUGGAAAUCUCAUCGAGUGA